GAGACGCGAGCGCCGCGUGGACGCCGAGCGCAGCCUGCGCCGGCGCUUUGGCUACUCCCCAGUGAUUGGUUCCUGUCUUCUGGGACGCUGUAGUAUAGUUUUCACUUUCUCUCUUUCUUCUUCUUCUUUUUUUGUCUCAGUCCUUUUCCUUUGGCCACAAGGUUUUACUUCCGGUUGCUGGCUCCCGUCAGCGAUAGAGUCGACAUGUUCCCUCAGGCGGCCCGGCGGCCGGGGAAUGGUUCUCGCUUGUGACCCUGAGGGGAGACUGGGCGCUGUCCCGGGUGCGACGUGGAGAACGCGGCGUUUCUCUGAGGAAGUGCUGCUUUCGGGAAGCGCCGGAGCGAGCACUCGAUUUUGUGCACGCUUGCCGGUUGGCAGGAGCGGACAUGGAAAAGCAUGGGGAGGAAACUGAGGCGUGAUCUGAAGUUCUCGGGGACGGCUGCCGCGCCAAGGACAGAUGAAAUUUAGAAUCAUCUCUUCAAAUACUAUAGACAAUCUUGAUGGGAUAUUGUUUGUGGUUGCAGUGAAUUUGUAGACUAAUUUGAGAAGAGACAUUGUUUUGAGUUUUUUCCUGAGAAUAGUUUACUGAAGCAAUUCUCCUAAAGCCUUCACCAACAGAAUACAUUGCUAACCUUGUGGAUUUUUGAUCUGAUAAGUGAAAUUUUCAAGAAAGUGUCCUUGAAUUCAAACUCUGUCUUCCAGAGAGCAGUUUCUCUUCUUCAUACUUCUUACUUGGACUCUGCAUCUGAGCCUGGCUUUCAGUAUAGUCAAGUGACUUUGGUGAAAAAUGACAUUUUCUUAAAUGAGUACAGAAACUUUUACCAACAAAAAAAGGCCAGUAACUAUACUCCAGAAGAACUUCAAGAAACUUACGGGUUUCUUCUGUUUGAAACUGAAAACCAGUAUCUUUUGUUUGAAGGCAAAAUUGGUAUGUCAGCGUGGACUCUGUGUUGGCAGCAGUUCUAUUACCACUCUGGGUGAUCCAUCUAAAGGUGUAUACGUUUCGAAAUACUCAGACUAUCUUCAUCCAAGACCGUGGUAUCAUGGGAAAUCCGGCUAUAUUGUAAUAUUUAAUCUAAUUAAGGGAAAAGUCAAGUUUGUGUCUGAGAAUUACACGACUAACUAUACUAGGCCAUCUUCUGGCUAUGAUUGCCACGUGGCUGCAGAUACAAACAAGGUUUCUCAUAAGACGAGUCAUUUUCGUGCCUUUGAAUUGAGUCAGUAUUACCUCUAUGAACUUUCAGGCAGUACUGUUACUAAGCGACCAAGACAGCUCUGUCCUUAUGUAAUUGUAGCUUUUAAGUACAGGGAACCUAAAAUGAUGGCAGCAUCUGUUUAUAAAAGCAUACCUGAACUCACUGAAAAUGUUCUUGUUCCUCCAUGGAAAGGGAAAUUAAUUAUUGGAGGUUAUAUGCUAUGUGAUAUAACACUUCGGUCCACUUAUGGUGUGGUAAUUCCAACACAACUACCACAGGAGCUAGAUUUUAAAUAUGUAAUGAAAGUGUCUUCUUUGAAAAAAAGACUCCCAGAAGCUGCUUUUAAAAAACAGAAUUACUUGACACAGAAAGUCUGUUGCCAAGAUUUAUGCUUCAGUUUGUAUGAUGUGGAACUGUCAAACAGACAAGGGGAAGAAAUAGAUAAGCUAAUAGAAUAUAUUAAAAAUAAGCAGUUGGCAAUCAUCAAAUGCUUAGAUGAUCGAGGUUUUUUUAUUUUACUUACAUCAUCAGCCUUAAUAUCAGAACCAGAUUUUGGAGGUGAGCAGAUAGGUGUAAUUGGGUUACAUUUAAGCCAUUCAUCCCUGUCAACAGAGGUGAAAGAUUUGAAAGUUGAAGAUGACAUCUUCUUGAAGGCAAUACCUAUUUUACCUGCCCUUAACUGUGCCCUAGUAGAAGCAAAAAAAUCACUUCCUGAAGAAGGAAUCCAUCCAAAUACAUUAGUAAAGCAAAAUUUCCAAGAACUGUGUAUGGAGGACAGAAGCCCUUCAUUGACUGCUGCUCUUCAGGAUGGAAUUAGAGAGACCGCAUUCUCUGGAAAACUGUCAGAUGGUUUUGACUUGGUUCCUCCAGCUGAAAAGUGCCCUUUAGAGUCUUUAAAUCUGUUGAAGUCUUAUUUUUCAGAUCCUAGUGGUUACAUUUUAGAAGUAUCUACUGCCUUGGAUUUGUUAGCAGAGGAUUCUCAGUCUCCUUGUAUUUCAGAUGGAAUUUGUGAUGCUGGAUUUUCUUUAGUUAUGACUCCAGAUCCUGAAUUUCUUGACUCAGAGGCAGAAGUAAGAAAAGACAAUGAAACAGAAAAUAAUUCUAAAGAAAGGUUGAAAGCAAAGAAGGGAACUGUGGUUCCAUUGAGUCCAGUAUCAAAUCUGAGAGUGCAGCCCAAGAGAAAGGCCAGCAUGCUUCCUGUGGUACCAAGUAAAAGGGUGAAUUUGUGCUGCCCCUUUCCUAAAAGAACUGUGCUUGGAGCAGGCAGUGGAUCACAGUCACCAACUACUCUUGAGUUGGUUAAAGGACAGUUUCCUCAGAAAAGAAAAAGAGGUGCGGAAGUGUUGACAGCACAGUUUGUACAGAAAACCAAAUUGAAUAGGAAGAACCAAGAAGCUCCUAUUUCUAAAGCUGUUCCAGUGUCAACAAAUGCUAAGAGGGCAAGGAAACAAGAAAAAUCUCCAGUCAAAACUGUUUUAAGAAAUAAAACAUCUAUGAAGAAAUCUCUUCACAAACAGAGGGUAAAUAUAGUAAAAGGCAACCAAAAUCCCAGAAUCAGAAAGCAGCCACAACCUGCCAAAGGAGAAACUGUUUCACAGCUUGAAUCACAAGUUUCAUCAGAUGGCCCAAAAGAUGCUAUUAAUGUAAAUACAGCUCAACCAGAAAAUACCACAGUGGAUCAGAAAGAUCUUACUGAAAACUCCAUUAUUAACUAUGAUUCCCAGGCCCUAAAUAUGUUAGCUGACCUAGCAUUACGAUCUGCUACUUCUUCCACGCUAUCAACUGAGCCUAGAAACCUUCCUUGCACUGAAUUGCUACAAAAUGAUAAUGUGCUCCCUAAAGAAAGUACUUUGCGAGGUACAUCUGACCAUGAAUAUCAUAGGGGAAUUAAAAGUCAGAAAGGUGGACUAUUAGUUAAGCCAUCCUCUGAUAAGAAGAGUAAUUCAGGGUCAGACUUAACUGUCAGCCAAGAUGAAGAGAACUUGGUUUCUUGUAGUCAGGCCCCUGCAAAAGUCCAGUCAGCACUUACUGCGGAAACGUCAGCCCCUUCAGAUGCAAGCCAAAACACUUUUGUUGCUGUGGAACAUUCAUAUGCCCUACUCCUUGCAGAACACUCCAAGAAAUAUCUACAACAGAGAGGGAUACCAGGUCCUGCCUUUGCCAAGAAUGGGACAAAAGGCCCUGAUGCAGGAACCCCAGUGGGAAAAGUCAUGCCUUUUCGGCAUCAGCAAAACACCUCCCCACUACAAAAGCUUUCUGAGGAUCCAUUGAUAAAGCGCAAGAGUCGAUUGAUGUCUUCCAACCUUAAAAAUGUUUAUUACUCUCAUAACGUAUUUAGUUGUGAUGGCUCCUUGAAGGUCACAUUCAAAUGUGAAGCAGAAUAUGCAUUCAGCUUAGAUAGCAAAUAUACAAAUAAUCCACUAGAAAAAACUGUUGUAAGAGCAUUACAUGGGCCCUGGAACACUGAUUUGCCUGAUAAUGUGGAGGAAGUGAAGCUUUUACUGCAUAUGUGGGUAGCUCUGUUUUAUAGCAAUCAGAACAAAGUCAUAAGAUCAUCCCGAAAAGUGGUAGAACACAGCAACCCAGCAAAAUAUGUGUCUAUAAAUAGUACAUUAGAAUCUUUUGAACUCAGUGAAUUUGAGGAGUUCCCCAAAGUGGAAAGAUGUUCUGCAGACCCUCUGUUGGAAACAAAUGAAACUUCCAAAGGUUAUGCUCCGGAAGUGUCCUUCCCUGACCAUAACUGCUUGCUUCCUUUCAUUAAAUCACCUCCUGUCAAAGGCUUGGAACUCUGUGUACAGAAUGAACAGAAAGAAAUUUUUGCAGGAGAGUGUCAUCUAGAUACUUCAGAAAGCCAGAAUUUCAUCUGUUCGUGUAAUAGUGAGGUAAUUGGGGAAAAAACUAAACAAGAAUCAUCAGCUAAAUUGGAGACUUCUAAACUUAUGCUUUCUGAUACUGGAAAUGCCCAAAUUAAUGGACUUUCUAUUCCUGGUAAAGAUAAAACCUUUCAGCAACUUGAUAGCACAACAGUGGUUCCUUACAAUGAUACUAUCACACAAGUCCCAUUCACCACAACUUACAGUGAGACCAGCAAUCAGUCAGUGAUGUGCCAAAAGUCUGUGUACAGCACCCUUGAAAGCAAAGUUGAUAUUUUUCAUGCACAAAUGCAAACAAACACAGGUGCUUUACAGGACCAUAUCCAUCAUAGAAGCCCCAUAAGCAAUGAAUGGCAGCCUUCCUUGGAGAGGACAGAUGAUACGGGGUAUGUAAUGAUUAAUCUGGAACCAGUUACUCUUACAUUUGACAAAAAUGCCUAUGUACCAGUACAGACAGAAGUUGUAAAUAGAGGUGAUAAACCAGUUACCUUUAAUACAGAGUUGAUUAAGCAAGUAUCACCUACUACAAGUCUGGGACAUCCUGUAUCCACAGUAGAGAAGUCACAAAUACAAAGUCUUGGGGGCAUUCCACCUCUAGCAAUGUCAGGACAGAAAGGUGCUAAUUACCUUUCUGCCUCUUUAGUAACUAGUGGAACACUUGCUGAAGAAACAUAUUCCUUACAGAAAGAGAUACCUCUUACAAUCUCAUCACCAUCUGAUAAUGCAAUGGUAAUGAAGGCAUUAUCGUUAGUUAAAGGUUCUAGUUAUCUAUCAGCUGAUGAUAAAAUGAAACAGUCUCAAGAACUUUUUAUGCAGACUCAGAAUCUCUUUAGCAUAUGUUCAGAAGAGAUAGUAGAGCCAUCACAGGUUGAAGUAGUCUCACCAUCAGCCUCUACUGCCUUGGAGAAAAAGUAUUCACUUAACUGCAUUCCAUCAAAAAUCAAUACAUCAGAUGACUCUUUUGAACUAAGAAAGAAUGACAAGAGUGGUGUAAACAAUGAAAAUAUGCAUUUUGAAUCAUUUAAUUCAAUAUUUGCCACUAAACAAACCAGCCUGUCUCCAAAUAGAGAUGAAGUUAGUCUAGAGUUAUCAGAGGAGGACUCUGAUAUUGACUUAACUCUAACAAUAUCUCCACCUACAAGUCCCAGAAAAGAAAUGCCAUCUGAUGAAAUAGAGCAACUUGAGGAUGUCCCAUUAUCAAGUAUAGAACUUCAGGAUGCAGUUGAAGAAAUAGCUGAGCCAGAAGAGGUGACCCUCAUGGAAAACAGACCAGUGAAUUCAGUGUGUCCUGCAAUGUCAGAAAAACUAUUAGAAAAUAAAGAGAAGAAAAGUGAUAAUUUACAACCAGUUACUUUAAUACUUUCUAAAGAAAAUUGUACCCUUGAAAUUGCAGAGGAAGUUGUUACCUCCGACUUUCGCUUUGAUUCUCUUAUUGAAGAAGUGUCACCAGCUUCUAGUCCUGACCCUCCAGUGUCAAUUGAAGAAACACGACCAACUCAGACUGUGUCACCAUGUAGUUUAAUACUUUAUGGUACACAGUGUGAGAAAACUAACAGAUUCUCCCAGAUUGGGUCAGGAGAUUUAGCCCUAACAGAAAAAGAAAAUUCUUUAAUUGGGCCUAACUAUACUGAAAGACAAGAUAAUUUCACUCAGGUACAACAAAUUCCACUGUCUGCUGAUACACCUCAAGUAUUAAGCAAUCAUCCAGGAAUAAAAGAUAGACUAGCACUUCCUGGUAAAGUAACAGAGGAAAUUGUCCCAACUGAGCAAGAUGAGGGUUUAUCUUUCUCAGAGAAGGAACAGUGCUAUGAUACAAAGUUAAACCAGCCUGCCUCAACUGGCCAAAAUGAAGGUAAUGUCAAGCCUUCCCUUGAAAAAUUGGUAAAAUCGGGAAAUUCAUUGCAACCAAUUAGCAUAGAGAACAGACAUUUGGACUUAAAACAUCUUGUCUUGGAGUCCAGUGAACGUCCAUUUAGUCCUAGAAAGAUUAAUGAAAAUAAGUCUUUGGCUGACACAUUAGUUUCUACAGCUACUCUAAGUGAUAUAAUGAAUAUGCCAGUACAACAGCAGACAAGCCCUAAAAGCAUUAAGAAAAAUUUCUUUCACAGUGAUUUGAAAACAGACUAUGGCAGUUCAAGUAAGGCCAAUCUGUUGAACUCUGACUCCAUUGAUGGAACUGAUGCUGUGCACCUAGAGAUCCCAAAGCUUGGUCCUCCCUCUGAUGGUACUACAUUAACCCACUAUGCAUUACCAGUUAGUGUAGAGCCAGGGUUUCGAACACAGGAAAUAUCUGUAGUCAGAAUGGCCAGUUUGCUUAAUAGUGAAACUGAAGCUGAGUUACAUGAAGAAAACACAGAUCUACAUGUUGCCAGCCCUCAGUCUAACAGCACAUCCACAAAAAGUGAACAAAAAAUCUACAUGCUGCAAAAUACAUCAUGGGAAACAAAAGAGCUGUUGAAUGGUGAGCUUUUCCCCAAGUAUGCUGGUCCUUACCAAAAAACAGCAGAUACCAGUGAAAAUAUCAAUAAAGAGCCUUCUGCUUUCUCUAUUGCAAAAUCCUUUGACUCUCUUGUUUGUGAAAUCUCUAAAGAGCAUGUGGAAAGUAACAGCACUACUGAGGGGUGCAGGGCUGAGGCUGAUUCUGAAACCCUAGACAGAGACAGACAGAGCAGUGUGAAUUCUGACAUAUACUAUGAUGCACUUUCUGAAGACCAUGAUCAAUUAGAUGUGGAGGAUUCUUAUACUUUGAGUGGUAAUCAUACCAGGAAAAAAGAUGCUACAAAAGGUGGUUUUGACACUUUUAUGAGGGUAAACAAUAAUGAUAAUGAAGGUUGGAGCUACUUUAACAAAGUUCCAGAGCUGGAAACCAGCAUUCCACCCAGAAGCUGGGCCAUUGGUUUAAAUAAAGAAGAUAAAUGUGUGCCAUGCUAUAUCCAAAUCCGAGAUCUCCAUGGUAUUCCUAGAACUUACCCUAACUUUACUAUAACAAAAGAGCUCAAAAAUACCACAGGAACAUUGCAUAGCCCGAGGAGGCAGUCAGGCUUGACAGCACACUGUGGCUUGCUCAGCAUCUGGACACGCAGGUGGCAUGUGCCAGAUGACCUCACCCAGAACACCUUAGACCUGGAGUAUCUGCGUUUUGCUCAUAAGCUAAAACAGUUAGUAAAGAAUGGGGAUUCUCAGCAUUCUACUCCCACCAGUAUCUUUCCAAAGGAAUCACCUACCCAGAUUGUAAAUGGAGCAUUAUCCUUGACAAAUGUGUCUGAGGUUCCAAUUCUACGUCCUACAUCCAAGAACAGAAGUCCCCUUCUGGUAACAGUUGUACAUUCAGAUGCCAGACAACAGAGUCAGCCCCUGAGAGGCCACUCACCCAGAAAUCUUGACAGCUCUCCUCCUUGGAAGGAAAGAAGUAGUUACAGUAGAAAUCUUACAAAUUCUCAAAGAAAUCAGACUGUUUCAUUUCACCUCAACAAACUGAAGUACAACAGUGCUUCGAAAGAAUCCCGGAAUGAUAUCUCUCUUAUUCUCAAUGAAUAUGCUGAAUUCAAUAAUGCAGUGAUGAAUAACAACCCAGUAGUUUUCCACGAUAAAGAUUUAAAUGCUGAUUCUGGAGAAACCACAUCUCAAGAGAUGUAUACAUCUUCCCCAAGACGGUCAGCCUCAUUUGAAGAUAUGAUUACAGACUUGUGUACCAGUUUACAUGUCAAACUAAAAAGUGUUAUGAAAGAAGCAUGUAAGAGUACCUUCCUGUUCUACCUUGUUGAAACAGAAGACAAAUCAUUUUCUUUAAGAACAAAGAACAUUCUGAGGAAAGGAGGCCAUACGGAAAUUGAACCCCAGCAUUUCUGUCAAGCUUUUCAGAGAGAGGAUGAUACACUAAUAGUCAUCAUCAGAAAUGAAGAUAUAUCAUCACAUUUGCAUCAAAUUCCUUCUUUGCUGCAGCUCAAGCAUCUACCCAGUGUCAUCUUUGCUGGAGUAGACAGCCCAGAGGAUGUUACUGAUUACACCUACCAAGAGCUGUUUCGUACAGGAGGCUUUGUGAUAUCAGAUGACAAAAUAUUAGAAACUUUAACAUUAGUUCAACUUAAGGAGAUUGUCAAAACCCUGGAAAAGCUAAAUGGAAAUGGAAGAUGGAAGUGGUUGCUUCACUACAGGGAAAAUAAAAAGCUAAAAGAAAUAGUAAGAGUGGAUUCAAUUGCACACAAGAAGAAUUUAAUAUUGAAAUCAUACCAGGGUGCAAAUAUCAUUGAAUUGCUUCACUAUCACCAGUGUGACUCUCAGUCAUCAACAAAAACAGAAAUUUUGAAAUGUCUGAUAAGUCUGCAAAUUCAGCAUAUUGAUGCCAGGUUUGCUGUCUUCCUUACAGAUAGGCCUACUAUAUCCAGAGAAGUCUUUGAAAAUAGUGGAAUCCUUGUUACAGAUGUAAAUGAUUUCAUUGAAAAUAUACAAAAAGUAGCAUCUCCAUUUAGGAGUAGCUAUUGGUGAUUGGACUGAAGCUUGCCUAUUCAUGAAUGAUGCCUAACAACAAUUUUCUUUGAUAAACAUGAGAUAGUCAUUUCAUAUUUUGAAAAAUCAAUUGUUCUACAACUUCAUUUUUAUAUUGCUAGAAUGUCUGAUUUCAUAGUAGUUGUUGAGCUUUGGGUCACAAUGUUGAAUAUUGUUUUAAAUUAUUUUAAACAGAAUGCCUUCAAAGCUAUUAAUUGGACUUACUAUUCAAAAUAAGAAUUUUACAACAUGUUUACAUAGUUGGAGCCAAGAAUAAGUAUUUUAAUAAUGAACAGCUGCAUUUUUAUAUGUUAAUGUAAUGCAUGUUGUGGUCUGUUUUAAAGUUUUGCCAUCCUUGUGAAACUAUAAAUCUUAAAUGGUUUUAUUUGCUAUUAUAUAAACAACACUACACAAAGUUAACACAUUUUUCCCUAAAUGGUACAAAUUUAUAAACUGUCAUUUUUCACUUACUCAGUUUUUGUAAAUACUACACUACAAAAUCAAUUCUGAGGAAACUUUAUGAUAUUUGAAUUUCUACAGUAAUCGUUAAAACUAAAAACCAAACAUUUAAGAUACUUAAUAUCUAUUUGGAACAAAAGUUUUUGUAACUAAUUUGUUUCUUUUUUUUAAUAAAGACAACCCAAAAGCACCGAACCAAAGUUUCUGCAAUGAUUUUAUGGCAAAAAAAAAAACCCCUUGUCUUAGCAAUCUGGAGCCAUUAAACAGGAAUAAUUAACCUUCCAGAGCAAUCCUACCACUUAGACCCUCACAGACCUGCCAGUGUUUCUGGUAUUCUUUUCCCUCCUCAAAGUCUUAGAAGGAGUUGAUAGUCACCUGUGGUAAAUAAACAGCCUGUACAGUGAGGCUUACCACUACUUAACAUCAAUAGGAGUCAAGCAUCAUAUAGUAUAUAGUAUCAGGAAUAGUAUUAUAGUAUUAUAUAGUAUCAGGAAUAAAAUGUGGGUCUACUCAUACUGAAGCCAGAUGAUGACAAGGACUGCUCUGAUCUGCCCAGAUCAGGAGCCACAUAUGCUCUUUGAUACUGUGCAUACCUUCUAUCAUCUUUCAGCUUUACUGAAGGAAACACUGAUAGUUACAGUCAGGACACAGACAGACCAAUACAGGGAGCAGUGGUAUCCAGAAUUUGGCUUUAUUUUGCAGUACAGAAAUCAUUUGGAGCCAUUUCAGACAGACUAAAGUAGAGGCUCUGUCAAAUCAAUACUGCAUUGCAGCUUGGUCCAUUGAAGAAGCCACACCUGUGAUAUAAAAGAUACUUCUACAUUUUACCUGCUUUAUGACAGAUUCCUAUCCCCUUGGUCUCACCAAUUUCAUUAGUUAAAACACCACAAAGUGGCUUCCUCCAAAUGAUUCCCUAACUCUGGAGUUUGGUUAGAAUUUUAUGCCCACAUAAACCAAAUCUGUGGCUAUACUAUUUGGGACCUGCCAUAAUAUGUGAUAAAACACAAAACAAAAUUAUAGGGAGAACUUGGGGGUGCUGUUUCAAAUUAUGGAAUAUUCAGUUGUAGAAUCUCAAUGUCAUAAGGACAGAUGGCACAGACAUACAGUUCUUGAGCAGCAGAGGCACACAACUGCAAAGGCUAUGCUGAUUAAAAGAUAAAAAUACUGUAUCAAGUUCUCUGUAUCAGUAUCACAAUGUUUGUUUAAAACUGAUCCUUCACAGGGUGUUGGGUGGUUUGGUUAAACUGGAACAGAAUGUGGUAACCUGCCAAUUCUGAAUAGCCACUCCAAGAACAGAAGUUAAUACAUGAUAUUAGAAAGAUGAAGGGGGAGGAAUAUUUACUGGUAUAGCGCUCUUCAAUCCCUCCAUUUUGAUUACAAAAGCAGGCCUUACAAUACUGAUUUCAUACAAUAUGCAAUAUUUGCCAAAUUUUAAAUUUGUCCUAAUUGAGUAACAUGUACUGUUGUUAGUCUUCCCCAUAGAUGUCAUUUUUCUUGCGCUUCAUUUCCUCAAAGUCAAACUCGGAUCCUGUCAUCCUCUUAUAGAUGUCUUUAAUG
Messenger RNA from Lepus europaeus (European hare), 10570 nucleotides. It is a transcript of the gene TASOR2, whose product is annotated as transcription activation suppressor family member 2. The record is from RefSeq and is a predicted model, not a curated record. The coding region runs from base 803 to 8554 and encodes 2583 amino acids. Gene Ontology annotation, cellular component: nucleoplasm. Gene Ontology annotation, biological process: negative regulation of gene expression, epigenetic. The transcript is spliced from 26 exons. Lineage: Eukaryota; Metazoa; Chordata; Mammalia; Lagomorpha; Leporidae.